Molecule: messenger RNA, 915 nt
Organism: Drosophila persimilis
Lineage: Eukaryota; Metazoa; Arthropoda; Insecta; Diptera; Drosophilidae
Product: protein lifeguard 4
Exons: 3
Coding region: 1-915 (304 amino acids)
Cellular component (GO): membrane
Source: RefSeq, a predicted model, not a curated record
AUGAGGUGCAACGCGACAAAGCUGCGGAUGAAGAUGGAGCGAAAGACCCAAGAGCCCCUCAAUAAUCAUGAACGCUACCCUCAUAUUCCGCUGCCACCGCCUGAGAGAAGAGGAGCACCAACAACAUCUCAGGCGUUUGACGCUGCGGUGCUGUUUAAAGCAGCUCCGCUCUCGGAGUCUGGACAAAUCAUAGUACGAGUACCUACCCAUUGGUAUGAGGAAGUCUAUGGGGAGGAGGUUAAGAACAUACACUUCGACGACCAGACCAUACGCAAAGGCUUCAUUCGCAAGGUUUAUUCCAUUCUGCUGGUACAAUUGCUUUUCACCUGUGGUACUAUCGCCCUUUUUCUGUACCACGAGCCAACAAAAAUGUUUGUGCAGAAGAAUCCCGUUGUGCUCAUAGUGGCCGCAGUUCUUAAUAUCAUAGUUCUGAUCAUGAUAGUCUGUAUAGAAGGUGUCCGACGCGCUCAUCCCACAAACCUUGUUUGUCUUGGAAUCUUUACCGUGACAAUGUCUCUGAUGCUGGGCUGCGUUUCCAGCGUAAUGAACGCCAACUUGGUGCUUAUCGCUGUUGGAGUAACCGCGUUCCUGGUCAUCGGCCUGUCUGUUUAUGCCAUUCAAACGAAAGUUGACUACACCGCCAUGGGCGGGGUCCUAGUCACAUUUGUGAUGUGCAUCAUCAUCUUUGGCUUGAGCAACAUGCUCAUGCCGAGCCUCACCGAAAAUAUAGUCAUGUCGUCUUUAAUGGCCAUUAUUGCCUGCUUCUUCCUCAUCUACGAUACACAACAGAUCGUCGGCGGGAAUCACGAAUAUCAGUUCAGUCCGGAGGAAUACGUAUUUGCCGCUCUCACACUGUACGUCGAUGUGGUUCGCAUUCUCGUAUAUAUCCUACGGAUUCUUCAAAAGUUCAACUAG